This is a messenger RNA of Talaromyces stipitatus ATCC 10500, 820 nucleotides long. Its product is annotated as glutathione S-transferase, putative. Lineage: Eukaryota; Fungi; Ascomycota; Eurotiomycetes; Eurotiales; Trichocomaceae. The transcript is spliced from 5 exons. The record is from RefSeq and is a predicted model, not a curated record. Gene Ontology annotation, biological process: glutathione metabolic process. Bases 55 to 678 code for a protein of 207 amino acids. Gene Ontology annotation, molecular function: glutathione transferase activity.
ACAUCCCUGAGAUUACCAUAAUUAAGAGAGAAAAAUUACAAGCUUCCUGCUACAAUGUCUUCGAAGCCUGUCCUUCAUUACCUGGACAUCAAUAGCCUAGGGCGAGGAGAAGUCGUGCGACUGUUCUUGAAAGACGCCGGAAUCGACUUCCAAGAUAUUCGUUAUGCAUAUGAUGAUACCUGGCCUGCGACCAGUGCCAAACUCCAGGCUCAAGGCAUUACAAUCACAGGAAAGGUUCCGGCGCUCGAGUACAAUGGUACUAUUCUGACGCAGCAUAUCUCAAUCUUGCGUUAUCUGGCCCGGGAGCUGAAUGAUUAUGACGGCCAGACAAGUCUAGAGAAAUAUGUAGUCGAUGCCGUGGCAGAUAUCUACAUAGACUGGAGAUCCCAAUGGGUUGCCAACCUCAUGAAUGCGUCGGAAGACUACAAGAACAAGUCUACGCCGAAAUACUAUAGUAUACUAUCGCAUUAUUACUCGCAACAUGAUGGUCCUUUCCUCCUAGGGGACAGAAUAACUUACGCCGAUUUUGCGGUCUAUCAAUCUAUCGACAACGAUGAGAAGACUGGUACUCUUCCGGAAACUCUACCCAGUGUACUUGUAGCGUUCAAGAAGGCGUUUGAAAGCCGCCCUGGCGUGAAGGCUUACCUUGAAAGUGGCCGUAGUACCAAUACACAGUAGUCAACUUAUUGUGGGACUCAUGAUGAAACUAUGUACGAGGUUAGGAAUAGGACAUUGUUCCGUUCCCUCUUUCCAAUAUCGUGUAGUUUACUCUGAGUUUGAAUAGUUGACCGUCAAUUGAUGCUAUGGAUUGUAUCUCUGG